AUGGCCCCGUCGGCCAUGUCUACCAGCGACUGCACGCCCCGACGUUAUAACCCGCUCGUCAACCCCACGCAUUCGAAGCCGGCCCUAGUCGAGGAGCAUAUCGAGGACCAGCGACAUAUCCUCUUCUCACGACCCCUCCUGGGCGCUUUGCUCUUCGAAAACACCACCUCCGAUGCCCGUGAUCACUGUGCCAACGAGCGCACCUUCCUCUCAUGGCUGCGCCUAUCCAUGUAUCUCGCGAUCGUGUCACUCGCCAUCAUUAUCUCGUUCCAUUUCCGCGAACAGCCCUCCGUACUGGAACGGCGCAUGGCCCUCCCCUUGGGCAUCAUCUUCUGGCUUCUCAGCUUGACCUGUCUGGCGAACGGGUUCUUUAACUAUGCCCGUACUGUCAUGAAGUAUAGCCGCAAGGCGGCCCUCGUCCAGAGUGGCUGGAAAACCCAGGUGGUAUUCACGGUGGUUGGCACCGUGAUUCUGGGCAGCUGCAUUCUGUUCUUGUCGACGGAUCGCCAGCAGUGA
Penicillium macrosclerotiorum is the source of this 516-nucleotide messenger RNA. RefSeq names its product DUF202 domain-containing protein. The transcript has 2 exons. The record is from RefSeq and is a predicted model, not a curated record. Bases 1 to 516 code for a protein of 171 amino acids. NCBI's taxonomy places the organism in Eukaryota, Fungi, Ascomycota, Eurotiomycetes, Eurotiales, Aspergillaceae.